Messenger RNA from Coprinopsis cinerea okayama7#130, 1621 nucleotides. RefSeq lists its product as hypothetical. The transcript is spliced from 13 exons. NCBI's taxonomy places the organism in Eukaryota, Fungi, Basidiomycota, Agaricomycetes, Agaricales, Psathyrellaceae. The record is from RefSeq and is a predicted model, not a curated record. Gene Ontology annotation, molecular function: serine-type endopeptidase activity. Gene Ontology annotation, biological process: proteolysis. Gene Ontology annotation, cellular component: membrane. Bases 113 to 1621 code for a protein of 502 amino acids.
CCACGCAGGCGUUGAAUAACCCGCAACAUAUCGCAUCGGACUGGUAUCCAGUGCUUAUAUCUCAAUCACACCUACCGGAUAUCAAGGACACCUACUGCAAACCCUCAAGAACAUGGCAUCUCAGCCUCCGACAUAUAAUCUUAAUGACUACGAUGCAACCAACGACACACGACUUGGACAGGGAGAUGGCAAGGAUCCCAAUAUCCUCGACCACGGCAGCGACUCGAGAAACCAAUUAGAUGUCAAUCAUGUUGGUUCAAGCUCGAAUGGCGGACUAAGGCACCAAUCUUCGCCCUCAACGAGCGACAUCACAACCAUGAAGUUCCCUGAACCUAUGGACGAGCCUUUCAAACCACCUAAGGAUUCAGGGUACAUGGGCUAUUCCCCACCACCGAACGCCGACGAUAUUGAGCGGAAUCCCUACAAAGAAUACCACCCUCAGGAGCACACCUCCGCUAACUUGGAUGAGGCGGCUCGCACACCAUUGGUAGGAAAUCCAUAUAAAUCCGGUGGUUACCAUAACCUAGAGUACGACGAUUCGAACACUCGCAGUAAGCCGAGUGGUCCGUUGGCCAAGUUCUUCGGGAAUACGAGAUACCCAAUUGAACAGAGGAUCGAAAACAAGAAAAGAGGAAUCGGUGUGCAACGGACCCCAUUCGCCGUUUAUACUCUAUCCGCCGUGAUGAUUGGAGUAUUCAUCUAUGAGUUGGUUCUGAACGCCAGGCAACAAGGGAGCCCGAUCUCCCUCAAGCCCACCAUCAACCCAAUGCUGGGCCCAUCUGGAAGUGCUUUGAUUCACUUGGGCGCUAGGUUCCCCCCAUGCAUGAAAGACGUCCUCGAGGUCCCUACCUCGACCCCCAUAGCCUGCAUGGACAAUGUAGACAAUCCAAUCACAAAGUUGUGCACCGUGGCUGAUCUUUGCUCAUUCGGAUAUAAAGCUGGUCAGGAGCCCAACCAGUGGUUCAGAUUCAUCACAGCCAUAUUCCUACAUGCAGGAAUUAUCCACCUCUUAUUGAACAUGUUGGCCCAGUUUACGCUCUCUGCACAGAUUGAGAGAGAUAUGGGAUCAACUGGUUUCCUCAUCGUGUACUUUGCUGCAGGUAUCUUUGGAAAUGUUCUUGGAGGGAAUUUUUCCUUGGUCGGAAUCCCUUCGGUCGGCGCCAGUGGUGCGAUUUUUGGAACGCUGGCGGUCACCUGGGUUGAUCUCCUCGCUCACUGGAAAUAUCAAUAUCGCCCUGUCAGAAAAGUGGGUCUCGUCUUCAUGACAAUUGAACUGGCCAUCGGUGUAGCUAUCGGCUUCAUCCCUUAUGUCGACAACUUCGCUCACCUUGGAGGCUUUUUGAUGGGGCUGCUUGUAGGAACCAUAUUCUAUCCCGUCAUUAGCGCCUCGAAACGCCACAAAACCAUCAUGUGGGGCUUCCGUCUUGCAGCCAUUCCCCUGGUCAUUCUCUUGUUUGUUUUGCUCAUCCGGAAUUUCUAUACCUCUGAUCCCUACGCCGGUAAGUCGUACCCCUGUCGACGAAUUGGUUGCACUUACGCCUCGUUCAAGCCUGUUCUGGGUGCCGGUACCUGUCUUGCAUUCCAAUGGCUGCCAAUAAUUAUUGCAAAGGAACUGGUAUGA